AUGGGUUCUGUCUGCUCUGCAAUCGGCCGCGCUAUCAACAGCGUCAUCUCUGCUAUUGCCCAUGUAUUCAUGGCUAUCGUAGGAGCGUCCUCGUAUCCAUCUGGAAUUUCUUCCUCGAUAUCAUCUGCUGCCGAUGCGGCUCUCGCCGUAGGUCUGGAGGGCGUUCAAGAGCGAGGACGUAUUAGUCAACGAGCAUCUGAACAAACAUAA
Molecule: messenger RNA, 210 nt
Organism: Rhizoctonia solani
Lineage: Eukaryota; Fungi; Basidiomycota; Agaricomycetes; Cantharellales; Ceratobasidiaceae
Exons: 3
Coding region: 1-210 (69 amino acids)
Source: RefSeq, a predicted model, not a curated record